Molecule: messenger RNA, 813 nt
Organism: Eruca vesicaria subsp. sativa (arugula)
Lineage: Eukaryota; Viridiplantae; Streptophyta; Magnoliopsida; Brassicales; Brassicaceae
Source: the annotation of a GenBank genome assembly
AUGCAUGGACUUGUGCGUGGAGAAAACAUGGAGCUUGGAAGAGACUCUGAUACUGGCAGCCAGGUGAAAUAUGUUGUUGAGCUUGCUCGCGCUUUGGCCAACACGGAAGGUGUCCACAGGGUCGAUCUCUUAACACGGCAGAUCAGUUCACCAGAGGUUGACUCAAGCUAUGGAGAGCCUGUUGAGAUGUUAUCAUGCCCACCAGAAGGUAGCGGAAGCUGUGGUUCCUACAUUAUCCGAAUCCCUUGUGGUUCCUGGGACAAGUACUGUCACAUAACACUCAUCCGAACUUAUAAAAAAGAAGAGUACAUACCAAAGGAGUCACUCUGGCCUCAUAUUCAUGAGUUUGUUGAUGGGGCAUUAAAUCACAUAGUGGACAUAGCAAGGAGAAUAGCUGCACAUUUGGCAGGGACGUUGAAUGUGCCGAUGGUGUUAACUGGUCACUCUUUGGGAAGAAACAAGUUUGAGCAGUUGCUUAAACAAGGGAGAAAUACCAGAGAGGAUAUCAACAAAACAUACAAGAUCAUGAGGAGAAUAGAAGCUGAAGAGCUGAGCUUAGAUGCAGCAGAGAUGGUGGUGACGAGCACACGGCAAGAGAUUGAGGCGCAGUGGGGACUGUAUGAUGGGUUUGAUAUCAAGCUUGAGAGGAAGCUCAGCGUUAGAAGACGGCGUGGAGUCAGCUGCUUUGGCCGAUACAUGCCACGAAUGGUGAAACUUGGUGAUUAUUUACUGAGAUCUCUUAUUAUUGCAACAUUUUACAUAGUUUAUAAUUCUUAUCCCACAAUCAUUUUAAAAUGCUUAUCUAUGGAUUAG